Molecule: messenger RNA, 834 nt
Organism: Caenorhabditis remanei
Lineage: Eukaryota; Metazoa; Nematoda; Chromadorea; Rhabditida; Rhabditidae
Exons: 4
Coding region: 1-834 (277 amino acids)
Molecular function (GO): oxidoreductase activity
Source: RefSeq, a predicted model, not a curated record
AUGACUAGAUUCUCUGGAAAGUCCGUAAUCAUCACCGGCUCUUCAAAUGGAAUCGGAAAAGCCACCGCUGUACUCUUCGCCAGAUAUGGAGCUCAAGUCACUAUUACUGGAAGAGAUUCGGAAAGACUUGAGGUCACUAGACAAAAGAUGUUAAAGGCUGGAGGACUACCGGAGAACGUGAAUGUCGUUGUGGUCAAUUUGACUGAUUCUGAUGGACAGGACCAGAUUAUUCAAUCGACAUUAAAUAGAUUCGGGAAGAUCGAUGUCUUGAUCAACAACGCCGGUGCCAACUUCAUGGAUGGUACCAUGAACACGGACCAAUCCAUUGACUUGUACCACAAAACAUUCCGUAUCAACUUCCAAGCUGUAGUUGAGAUGAUCAAGAAGACAAAGGAGCAUUUGAUCAAGACAAAGGGAGAGAUUGUCAACAUUUCCGCUAUUGCAGCGGGACCACAAGCGAUGCCAAUGGCUCCAUACUACGCAGCAUCGAAAGCUGCUCUGGACCAGUACACCCGUUGUGUUGCUGUUGAUCUUAUUCAAUAUGGUGUUCGUGUGAACUCGGUUAGCCCAGGAGUAGUCACGACUGGAUUCAUGAACGCUAUGGGACUUCCGGAUCAAAUUCAGGAAAAGGCUGAAGCAUUUUUGGCUUCCCGAAAAGAGUGCAUCCCUGCUGGAGUCUGCGGAAAACCUGAAGACAUUGCGGAGUUGAUUGUGUUCCUGGCUGAUCGUAAACGUGCUUCUUACAUCAUUGGACAAUCGAUUGUAGCUGAUGGUGGGUCUUCGUUGGUCGGAGGAAUGCACGCUCAUGAUCUAAAGGAUAUGCUUGGACUUUGA